AUGGAUAUCAGGGACCUGAUCACACCAAGCUCCAGCAGACAGGAGAAGGCUGUUCGCUCGCCUGCCUCUGUGCAGUCGCCUCGCCCUCGCUCGCACCGAGGGAACACGCCGCAGACAACAUGGGCCGGCAGCGGAGGCGUUCACGGCAACGGGACAGGUCCAAGGCAGACACAGACGCAGGCGCAGACGCAGGCACAACAGGUACAGGUACAACAGGCACAACAACAACAACAGCCGCAGGCUCAGGCUCAGACUCAGGCUCAGGCUCAGAUUCACACUCCCAACAGCGGCCGUGGGCCCCAGACGCCCUCUACACCCGGCAUAGACGCCCUCGUCGAGGCUGCGCACAUCAAGAGAGCCGAGCCGUCGCCUUCGACUGCCUUCCCCAUCGUGCCGCCGGCCGCCACACAGCACAGCACGCCAACUCCGCGGCCGUCGGGGUACGACGGCGCUGAACCCGUUGCCGAUGCGCCCAGACGUGAGUUCAGCAGCACGUGUCUCAGCCCAGAAGCCCAGCGGACGGCGGCUCAGCUGUACAGCAACAUCCAGAAGAACCACUACGCAUACGAGGACCGCGUCAAUUUCAUCCGUCUACUGCACCAGGGCUUUGUUGACCACAUCUACCCGCCAGCCUCGCCCGACUCGCACGGCGAUCCCCACCGCUUCGACGUGCUCAAGGAUCUCAAGGCUGCCCGGGAGGAGCUCGAUCACCUGUUCGCCAUCGGAGAGGAUCUCUGGGCCGAAUGGAUCCAGGACGAGAGCCUGCUCGCCCGCACCGUCAACGAGCGCAUCGCCGUCAUGGAGCUCUGUCGCCGCUCUGUCGAGGAGGAGUACGGCAGCACAAAGCUCUGGGUCAUAUACGGUGAGUGGAUGCUCUACCUUUACAAGGCCUCGUCCGGCGACAGAGAUGGCGCCGGCCGCGGCCACUGGUCCGACGAAGACAGGAUCAUCGGCCGCGAGGUCUUCACCUGGCAGUCCGUCGUCGAAGUGUGGAAGACCGGAGCCGAUGCUACAAAGUGGCGCAUCAACGACAGCCAUCUCGUCUGGAACCGCUACCUCGAGCUGCUCAUCCAGGAUGUCGACGCCUCCCCCUCGCAGGACCGCGUCUCCCAGCUCCGUCUGCUCUUCGAGAGCCGGCUGCAGACCCCCCACGCCGGCUGGGACGACACCUUCCAGCUCUUCUCCAGCUUCGUCUCCAAGUACUACAACGCCAGCUACGAGGACGUCAUGGUCGAUGCCAGGAGCAAGGCUGCCGAGGCAAAGGCCAUGUACGCCGCCCGCGACACCCGAGAAGCAGCCCUACACAGAACCUUCGAGCUCAAGGACACCAAUGCCGAGUGGACCGCCUUCCAGGAGUAUCUCGACUGGGAGCUCUCCAAGCCACCCCGGAGAAAGGGACAGCAGCAGCCUCUCCGUCUGGAACUGAUCACCUCGCUCUACCAGCGCGCCGUCCUCCGCUUCCCUACCGACGCUACUCUCUGGGAAGACUACGUCAUGUUCCUUAUCGAUGAAUCCAUGGACGGGCCCAUGGGCAUCUCACCCAUCCCUGUGAUCGAGCGCGCAACCCGCCACUGCCCUUGGUCUGGCGCCCUGUGGUCGCAGCUCUUCGUCAGCGCCGAACGGGCUGGUCUCUCCUUCGCCGAGAUCCUCGAGCUCAAGCACAAAGCCACGCGUUCCGGCCUACUCGACGCUGCGGGCAUCAAUGAGGUCUUGAAAGUCCACACUACCUGGUGUAGUUACCUUCGCCGCUGGGCACUCCAGCCGGAAUCCACGGACGAAGAUCUUGACGUAGCCGAAGUCGGCAUUCGCUCUGCCAUCGAAUCCGUGCAGGAGCUGGGCGAUAAAACCGACAAGGCCGUCCCCAACGAUCCACUCUUCCAUCUGGAGCGCAUCUACAUUCGAUAUCUCAGCGCGCGCGGAAGCUGGGACAGCGCACGCGAGGAGUUUAAACACCUCAUUCCCCGCCACGGACACAGUUUCGAGUUCUGGCUGGCCUACUACACCUGGGAGCUUCUCUCAUGGAGCAAGUUCAUGCCUAGCGAUUCUUCAGCCAGUGCGUCGCGACGAAUGCCUAACCCGAGCUACGCUACCGCAGUAUUGAAACAGGCUCUACAACGGACAGACCUAGACUGGCCAGAGAAGAUCAUGGACGCCUACAUUUCGCACUGUGAACACUACGAAGACGCGGAUGAAUCUCAACUUGCCAUUAUCGAUGUUCGGAAGGCUAUGAAGGCAUUGACUAAACGUAGGCAGAGAGAGGCCUUGCAGCAGCAGCAGCAACAGCAACAGCAACAGCAGUACCACCAGCACCAGCAGGUUGCAAACCACCAAUAUCAUCAGGCUCAGUACGCUCAACAUGCUCCAGCGGCGGUGGGAGCCCACCCGGAGCCCGUAGAGCAACAACAUCCCCAUCCCGAUGAAGCUCAAUCUGCUGGCAAACGGAAACGCGAGGGCGAACCGGAGAUGAACGGCACAGUCUCAAAGAAGGCAAAAGGUGGCACCAUCCCGUCGGUAGAAGCACCGACUCGAGAUCGAGAGCAUGCAAGUGUUAUAAUCAAGAAUUUGCCCAAGGAUAUCCCGCAGGUCAAGAUUCGCCAGUUUUUCCGAGACUGUGGAAAGCUCAAUUCCCUUCAGAUGCUCCCCGGUGACUCCGGGUCUGCAUUGCUCGAGUUUGAUACCCACGAAGAUGCCCUGGCCGCUGGCACGAAGAACCAAAGGCUUCUAGAAGGCAGCAAAGUGACCGUUGAGCCAGUUACAGACACCACAAUCUUUGUAACCAACUUUCCGCCGACAGCGGAUGAAAAUUAUAUCCGUGAGCUCUUUCAUUCGUAUGGCGAAAUUGCCGAAGUGCGAUUCCCAUCGCUUAAAUACAAUACGCACCGCCGCUUCUGUUAUGUUCAGUUUACUUCUUCCUCAUCCGCCUACGCUGCCACUGGCCUUGACAAGAAAGACCUGGGCGAAGGUCUGGAAUUGGUGGUCAAAAUCUCUGACCCUUCGCAGCGACAGGCUCGGUCUGGCGCGUACGAGGAAGGUAGGGAGAUAUAUGUGUGUAACAUACCAUACAAGACCACAGAGGGAGACCUUGUAGAACUGUUCACCGCAUACGGGGAUGUAGAGUCCGUUAGAAUACCCACCAAGGUGAAUGGAGAGACUCGAGGUUUUGCUUUCGUUAGCUUUGCUACAAAGGAUCAAUCGACCGCUGCCCUGGCUCUGAACGAGAAGACGUUCAAAGGCCGAGAGCUAAAUGUUCGGCUUUCGACCAGCACGGGAGCAAAACGACACCAAAAUACAAUUGUCUCUCGGUCCGAAUCACCAGCCACCAACGCCCAGCGUAACGGAACGAGCACAGCCUCGCCGCCACCAGGCUCAUUGGUUGAUGGCCACAUCAAGCCCAAAGGUGACCGCCACAUACGCACCCUAGCCUUGAUGAACGUCCCCGACACGGUGAACGAUGCCCGCAUUCGUGCUCUCGCAGAGCCACACGGUGCACUGGUGAAGAUAAACCUGCGCCCCGACCACCAAGGUGCUAUUGUAGAGUUUACCAACACACACGAUGCAGGAAUAGCAUCGCUGGCCCUUGAGGGAUACGAGAUUACACCUGGGAGGUUCAUCCGCGUUGGCUCGGUGAAAGAGAUGCUGCAGCAAAAGGCAGAACACAAGGUUGAUAGAAUACCUGUUGGCAAGGAAAAAGGGAAAGCCAGCGGUGCCACGGCCUCCAGCAGCGGCGCUGCUGGCGGGAGCAAAAUGAUGACACAGCCAUCUGCACCGAUAAGACGACCAAACCAGUCCUCUGGCAGCGGCCGCAGAGGCGGAUUAGGGGUUAAGCGCGGCGGAUCCAGUAUGCCUUCCCGAGGCAAACCAUCCGGUGCAACAACGAAUCAUCAUGAUGAUACCGACGGCCAGAAAUCGAAUCAGAACCAGUCCGAAUCCACGACGACACGGAAUAAGACGAAUGACGACUUUCGAGCAAUGUUAUCACAGCCCAAGUGA
Messenger RNA from Nannizzia gypsea CBS 118893, 3990 nucleotides. Its product is annotated as U4/U6 snRNA-associated-splicing factor PRP24. The record is from RefSeq and is a predicted model, not a curated record. Gene Ontology annotation, molecular function: RNA binding; protein binding. The transcript has 4 exons. Gene Ontology annotation, biological process: RNA processing. The coding region runs from base 1 to 3990 and encodes 1329 amino acids. NCBI's taxonomy places the organism in Eukaryota, Fungi, Ascomycota, Eurotiomycetes, Onygenales, Arthrodermataceae. Gene Ontology annotation, cellular component: ribonucleoprotein complex.